This is a messenger RNA of Durio zibethinus, 1393 nucleotides long. Lineage: Eukaryota; Viridiplantae; Streptophyta; Magnoliopsida; Malvales; Malvaceae. The record is from RefSeq and is a predicted model, not a curated record.
AAUGGAUAGGAUUUGAAGGAUAAGAAGUGGCUGCAGCCCCCAAACCAAACUCGUUCUUAAAUCGGAAAUUUAAGCCAUCACCGCUCAUAAUUUCUUCUCUAUAAAUACCAAUAGCUGAAGAAAGUAGUAGACAUUGAACUGAAUCAGAGAAAUUAAGAUGGAGGGGAUUCAGCACAAAACAGUGAGAGUAAAUGGCAUAAACAUGCACUUAGCAGAGAAAGGGGAAGGCCCAGUGAUACUAUUCCUUCAUGGUUUCCCUGAGCUCUGGUACUCUUGGCGUCACCAGAUCAAUGGUUUAGCCUCCCUUGGCUACCGAGCCUUGGCCCCUGACCUCCGUGGCUAUGGCGAAACCGAUGCACCACCCUCCAUCGCUAGCUACACUUGCUUCCACCUCGUGGGGGACCUCAUCGCCCUCCUUGACGCCGUUGCACCGGAUCAGAAUAAGGUGUUCGUGGUUGGUCAUGAUUGGGGUGCCAUCAUUGCUUGGUACUUGUGCUUGUUCAGACCGGACAGAGUGAAAGCUUUGUUCAAUUUGAGUGUGCCGUUUAUUCCUUAUAAUCCAAGAUUUAAACCCAUCGAGACCUGGCAAUCUUUCUUUGGGAAUGACCAUUACAUCGUCAGGUUUCAGGAGCCUGGAGUAAUGGAAGCAGAAUUUGCAGAGAUUGGUGUGGGAAGAGCUGUAUUGGAGUUACUAUCGUACCGUGUACCAGAUCCUCCUUAUUUACCAAAAGGAAAUCUGUUCGGGCAUCCCUUAGAUGAUCCAGUUAAUUUGCCCCCUUGGUUAUCACACCAAGAUGCCAACUACUAUGCCACCCAAUUUGAGAAAACCGGCAUUAGUGGUGCUCUCAACUAUUACCGUAACUUUGAUCGAAACUGGGAACUAUCAGCCCCAUGGUCUGGAAGUCAAAUUAAGGUCCCCGUAAAGUUUGUGAUGGGUAAUCUCGAUCUUGUUUACACUAUGCCUGGUAUGAAGGAAUACAUUCACAAUGGCGCGUUCAAGAGAGAUGUACCAUUUCUGGAGGAAGCAGUUGUAAUGAAAGGAGUUACUCACUGGAUCAACCAAGAAAAGCCUGAUGACAUCAACAAACAAAUGUUUGAUUUCUUCUCCAAGUUCCAUUAAUUUGUUCUCCAAUGUGUUUAACUAUUGCAAUAACUUGAAUUCCCACUUGUCUUAUCAUAAUGUAAUCUUUAUUCAACAUAUCUUGUUGGGUGGAAUUUUCAUUAUCUUGUUUGUGAUGAUCCAACGCUGCCAGAGAGUGACUGUGAAGAUUCUCUCUAGUGAUAAAUCUGCAAUAAACGGUGGUGGAGCUAGAGUGGGGCAGGCGGGGCCAUGGCCUCCAAAAAAUUUUUACCUCCAUAUUAUAUAAUAAUCAGUCUCUAUUAAUUAUUAAUU